Molecule: messenger RNA, 5856 nt
Organism: Apis mellifera (honey bee)
Lineage: Eukaryota; Metazoa; Arthropoda; Insecta; Hymenoptera; Apidae
Gene: Hs3st-A
Product: heparan sulfate glucosamine 3-O-sulfotransferase 1
Exons: 6
Coding region: 1644-2816 (390 amino acids)
Molecular function (GO): [heparan sulfate]-glucosamine 3-sulfotransferase activity
Source: RefSeq, a predicted model, not a curated record
UUCGUAAUACGUCAGUGACAUCUCAUGGAGGAAAACUGUAAUACGCCAUCUUAUGUAGAAAGGCUAUAGUACGUCAGUGGCAUCUUAUGUACAGAGACUAUAGCACAUUAGUGGCAUCUCAUGGAGGAACAGUGUAAUACGCCAUCUUAUGUAGAAAGACUACAGUACGUCAGUGGCAUCUUAUGUACAGAGACUAUAGCACGUCAGUGGCAACUUAUGAAGGGAGACUAUAGCACGUGAGUGAAAUCUUAUGGAGAGGGACUGUAGUAACGAAGGAUUAAGAGAAGAGUUUCGAUAAGCAAAAUUAUUCUCCAUCAUCCCGUACGUUGUGUGUAUAUAAGAGACGAGGACGACGAAUAUAUCGAACAUAUUUCCACGAUAAAUUGCGUUACUCGAUUAUAAUCGACGGUACGACGGAUAAAGUUGUCGUGGAAGAAGAGAUGGUAACAAGCGGACGCUCAAAAGUUUUUAAGGAUACGAAGAUAUGUGCGGAUAUAAGAAACGCGUGUUCGAUACGUGGAUAAAUAUUCGUAAGAUUCGUGCAGCGCGUCAAUUUCAAUAGGAUCUAACCGAGCGAAAUUAUUUUUUAUCCGAUUUUGAGGUUAUAUGAGAUUUAGAACAAUAUUGCUUUAUUAUAAUUCGUUAUUUCGUUGAAGACGAAUUGAAUUAAUGUUGCAUUUAAUCGAUGUAUAAUAUAUGCGAAUAAUAUAGGAAAAUGAAAGUGUAGUGUAACUUAAAAUAAAAUAGAAAAGAAAUCGAUGAAGUAAAUAUGGAAUAUGUAACGUUAAAAAGAACAAUGAGAUACGUAAGAAGGAUGAGAUUGAACGAUUUGUAUUACGAAUUGACAAGAGAUUGGUCGAAUCUAUUCUAUUGGAAAAAAAGAAAAAUGCGACAAUCCUCAUUGGUCAUUCUCAUACGCUUAAAUGAUCAAGAUGUAAUCAGAUGCAACUUUGAAAGCGUUUCGAAUUUGCAACAAACUUAAACUGGAACAAGAAAAAUAUGCUUCUUAAAAAACAAAAGUUGUUCAAUAUGAGUCAAAUAUGGAAUAAAACGUACGUGUUUUGUUUAAUCCAAUCGUAAAAACGGUAUUAUACAUCGAAGCAAUUAUUUUUUUCACGAAUUUGAGAAUGAAUUUUCUCCGAUUAAUAUAAAUUAUUCGAACCACUGUGGCGCCGUUACGAGUUAAAGUUGGAUGGCGAGAGGGCAGCAUUUACGCGUUCCGCGAGUCGGCCAACCAUCGGUUCAAAAUACCGUGUAACACCAAGUCAGUUGUCAUGUUUUCGUCGUAUUGCUUGGAAGUAAGCUUUCGUUUCCACGAGCGAUUAGUCUUGUUUUGUUUGGAGUGAGUAGGAAGAAUUAAUUUCGUCUCUCUUCCUCCGAAGAUAAGAUAAAGUGAGUCGAGAUUUCUGAAUAUAAAAAUCAGCUUGCAUGGACCUUGACUAGCCGGCCUUAAUGCGAGGACUGCAGGCAAUCGGUGUACCGAGAAAAGAGAGAAAAAAUUAGAAGGAAGAAAAGAGAAGAAAAGACGAUUUUUUAUUCUUCGGUUGGUUUAGAAAGAAAUCACGUCCACGAGACAUGAGGUUUUCCAACGAAACUCGUCCGGUAGAAAAUCUUUAAGAAUGUGAAGGAACAAAGGAGCGCAAAUGCCCAACCAGGCACGGCCUCGUCGAGAGUGGUCUCCCCAGUCCCCUAUACAUGUAUUGUGGAUGCCCCGCUCUGCCAUGAGGCCGGCCGAGGGCGACACAUCGGACUGCAUCCUGGUUGUUGGAAUAUCGAGACCGAAAAUGGCCGCCGCCUUCCUCACCGUCGUCCUUCUCUCCCUUUUCCUCACGUUCCACAUCCUAUACGACAGCGCCGUGUACAGCCUUCACGCUGCCUCGGCCGUGGAGGGGCGCGCGGUCGAGCUCGUGUCCCAGGCCCGCGCCACGCCCCCCCUCCUCUUCUCGAGCAAGGUGCACUUCCCCCGCACGAGCCGUCAUCUGCCGCAGGCGAUAAUAAUCGGGGUGAGGAAAUGCGGGACGAGGGCCCUCCUCGAGAUGCUGUUCCUCCAUCCCCAGAUACAGAAGGCGGCGGGCGAGGUGCACUUCUUCGACCGCGAUGACAAUUACGGGAAGGGGCUCGAGUGGUAUAGAAGGAAGAUGCCUUAUUCGUUCAGGGGCCAGAUCACCAUCGAGAAGAGUCCGAGUUAUUUCGUCACGCCCGAGGUACCUGAAAGAAUUCGAGCGAUGAACGCGAGCGUGAAACUGUUGCUGAUAGUGCGGGAGCCGGUGACCAGAGCGAUAUCCGACUACACCCAACUACGUACGCACGCGGCCACCGCCUCUACUAUGACGAACGGCACGCCACGAACCGUGCAACAGCAGCAGCAGCAGCAGCAGCAGCAGCAGCAAGCGGCGCGCAGCUUCGAGGAGUUGGUGAUAAGAGCGGACGGUAGCGUCAACGAGUCGUACAGGCCGGUCGCCAUCUCCCUUUACCACACGUACAUGCACAGGUGGCUCGAGGUGUUCUCGAGGGAUCAGAUCCUGAUAGUGAACGGCGACCAGCUGAUCGAGGAUCCGGUGCCCCAGUUGCGCAGGAUCGAGAAUUUCCUCGGGCUGGAGCCGCGGAUAGGAAGGCACAACUUCUACUUCAACCACACGAAAGGUUUCUACUGCCUUCGAAACGAGACGUCGGAGAAGUGCUUGAAGGAGAGCAAGGGUAGACGGCACCCGCGCGUGAGCCCCGUGGUUGUCACCAAGCUGAGAAGGUUCUUCAACGAGCACAAUCAACGGUUCUACGAGCUCGUUGGGGAGGAUCUCGGCUGGCCCGAGGAAUAACCAUCGUAGAGAGGCGGUGGUGGAUCGAUCUCGCCGUAUCUCGUAUGCCACGUCGGGCCCCCAAGUCUUUCUUUUUCUUUAUUUCUUUCUUUCUUUUUUUUUUGCAACGAACGACGACGCUGUCCUCUGCUUCGACGAAGAUUCGAAAAUGGACGAGGGAGAAGAAGAAGGAGAACGAGGAAGAGGAUAUCUUCGUAUCUCGAGAGUCGGCCACUUUUCGACUCGAGAAAUUAAAAUUACGAUUUAUCUGAAAGUCUUUUUUUUUUUUUUUUCGGGAAGGGUGAACGUUACGAGAUCCUUCGGGAAACUUCUGAUGACGCUUCUCGUCGUGGGAAGGAAUUAAGGCUGAUCAAGAUAAGUACCUUUUAUAUUUUAUUCAGAUUGGCAGGUCAACAUCGAAAACGCACGGGUAACACGGAGUUAAGGUUUACUGGGAAGCGACAAUGUGCUCGAAUUUUUAAAAACGGAGAAAAAAAAAAGAAAAUGCAUUCUUCUUUUCAAUUUUUAAAUCGUCGAAUCAAACCGUUCUCUGACCGUCUCGUAUACGUUAUCUUAUUCGAGGAGAAUGAGAGGCUGCUUUCACGUUCGUUCAAAGCGGGGAAAUUGAUGAAUUUGUUCGUUAAUUCGUUCGACGACAAUGUUGGGAGGAAGAACGAAGUGAACGGAGAUACGAUGCGCGUUUUUCUCGAAUCGAGAAACCACCCCUCCUCCUCCUCUCGAUCUUCAGCUGUUAAAUCGAGUGGAUGCAAUUUAAUGAAUUACAGGACUCCUCGUUAUUAACAGGGAAUCGAGUCUCGUGUUCGCUCCUUGCGUGCCAAUUACUUCGAUACGUCGAUAUUUUCGAUCGAGAAAAGUUUCGUUCGUUUAAUCUUGAACCUCGUCUCGCGCUACGAAAACGAUGUAAGGCAGAUGCUCGCUAUCGAGUUAAACCGCUUUAUUCGGUUUCGUUGCUAGAAAAGUCGACAGAGCAAAAGAAACGUUAAAAUAGAAACCGAGCAUCGGUGUUAUUCUUCGGUGAAACGAGCGAAAAAAUUCGGGCGAAACACGCUUAUCUUAUCUUAUCUUAUCUCAUAAUGCCCACUUGAUGGCUCGUCGACCAAUGGCGGAUCAGCCUCGACGUAGUUAAUCUUUAUUAUUUAUUAUUAUUUACUCGAAACGGACUUUUUCUAUCUUCCACAUUCGCCAUUAGUUAUGAAACUAUGUAUUCUUAUUCAACCGUAAUUCUCGAUUCGAGUCGAUCUCAGGGAAGAAAUAAAUACCAUGAUCCAUCGAUUGAGAGAAAAAUAUAUAAACGAGAUUCGGACGACGAAAACAUUUACCGUAAACUGAAAAUUAAAUUUUUACUAUAUAUAUCCAAAAAAAGAAUAAUCAAAAGAAAUUGGAUCUUUGACAAGCAUAUUUUGAUGAAUUCUUCGUUAUUAAAACAAUUAUUAAAACAAUCCAAAGAUAACGUGAUAUAUCGCGCGCGAAACGAACGCGAGACUCUCUUUCCAUUUCCUUGCUAUUCUCGUCGUUCUCUCGUGACACGAACCGAUGAAACACCUCGCUCGAUGGACAGCCCAUUAACCACUUAGACACGACACGGGAUCGUUUGAACGAGACGAUCGGGGAGGGAAGAAAAGAAAAAAAAGAAUCGAUCGAAGCGUCUGUAAAAAUCUCUCGGUUAGGAUGAUAAUCGAUCCUUCCUAAUAUCGGCCACGUGCCACGAGAGAGAGAGAGAGAGAGAGCGAGUGGGUGGUCGGUCAGAGGCGACGUCUGUCCGUCGAUUCUCGUGGAACGAAUUCGAGCACGUUGUACGGCCGCCAGGCCAUUUAUUUAGGUCGAUCGAUCUCCGGUAAGAGUGCGCCGCAAUGAUCGCCAUCGAUAUGCUUGUGUGUUACCCGUUGCCUCCGCGUGGCUGCGAACCAAGGCACGUCUUGUUCCAUCCUACCGUAUCUACACGAUACACGUGCAUACAUAUCUACAUACGCUCUCUACACACGUUACACCGGACGGGAAGACAGGUUACUACGAUAGCAAUAGGCGGAUGGAACGGAUAAAAUUAGCCCGAAAAUAAUUUGUCCUAAAGUAUAUAUCCACGUCUCUCUUAUCCCCUUCCAACUAUAUUAGAUCGAUCGAAAAAUUCUUCGUUCCGACUUUUUUUCUAUUUUCCGUUCCAUCCUGACUGACCGACCGACCGACCGACCGACCGACUGACUGACCGACCGACCGACUCGCGGUGUGACGGAAAGAGACGGAGCGAAUUAAUGCGCCGGCCGAAAGAAAGAAAAAGAAGAAGAAAAGAGGAUAGAGUAUACAGGCGUGUAGAGUGAGUCGGCGAGGGAACGAUCUCUCGGUUUUUCACCGAGAAGAAGGGAAGGGAUGGGAUGGGUGGGGUGGGGUGGGGAGGGGGGACCGAGGUCGCGUUCCACGCGAUCCCCGCCACAUGGAUCACAUUGGUCCGUGAGUUAUACAUAUCGCGUAGGUUUAACUAGUUGGUAUAAUAUAUUACAGAAGAUUUAAUAUUUUUAUAAUCCACAUUGGAAGUUGUUAUAUAUACGAGUAUAAGCUUAUUAAGUGUACAGGGGGAAGAGAAGCUACACCCGUCUGUGUAUAUAGUAUAUAAUAUAUAUAUAUAUAUAUAAAAAUGGGGAAAGUGAGUGAGUGAGGGCCGCUCUGUGAUCCUUCGCUACUCGUUUCUUUCUUUCUUUCUUUUUUGCGCUUCGACAGGAGGGAGACGCGAGAAAAAGUGUAUAUAGCGCGUCGCGUAGUUUUCGUUGUUCUCUCAAAGGAUGCACGACUCGUGAGGGGAAUUGAUUUAUCGCUCGCUUCGAAUUAGGAACGUAAGCAAGCACGAAACGGAUACAUAUCAGUAGAAUGUGAUAAAAGCGGUGUAAUGCGAUUUUUUAUACCUCGUGUAAAUUUAUUAGGGAUAAUAUUAUAAGGUCGAGUAUAGUAAAUCCGGUAAAUCCAGAAUUUUAUUCGAGUAAACGGAGAUGGGCGCUUAGAUAUAUUUAUUGAUCGCGAUUCAUGGAAAUAAAAAAGAAGAAGAAUUUUUCAA